Molecule: messenger RNA, 330 nt
Organism: Dentiscutata erythropus
Lineage: Eukaryota; Fungi; Glomeromycota; Glomeromycetes; Diversisporales; Gigasporaceae
Source: the annotation of a GenBank genome assembly
CUUAAUAUACAGAGAAAGAAGAAAAAAGCAUUUUAUGAAUUUGAAGAAGGUGAAAUUUCAUUUCCACCAACUUAUAAAUAUGAUUUUGGAACAAAUGAUUUUGAUAGUAGAUCACCAGCAUGGACAGAUAGAAUAUUAUGGAGAAGUAAAGAAAGUAAUUGGUGUAAACAAUUGACAUACAAAAGUCAUAUGGAUAUUAUGUUUAGUGAUCAUAAACCUGUUAGUUCAAUUUUUGAAUUAAAGUUAAAAAUAUAUCCACCUGAAGAAGAGGAUGAUGAAAUAAUUAUGCAUGAUAAUGUAAUUAUAUUAAAAGAUAAUGGAUGUAGUGAG